Messenger RNA from Racocetra persica, 153 nucleotides. NCBI's taxonomy places the organism in Eukaryota, Fungi, Glomeromycota, Glomeromycetes, Diversisporales, Gigasporaceae. The record is from the annotation of a GenBank genome assembly.
AAAGAAACAGAAAUAGAAUUACAUCAAAAAGGUCUUAGAGUAGUUCUUGUUGAAGCAGGUUUACUUUCUAUGAUUGAUAUAUUAUUAGAAGCUAAACAAAGUAUACAAUAUCCGCAACCACAUUUCCAACCAGAAGUAGCAGAAGAACAAUAA